ACUCGAGGCUCGCUCGCGCCCUUUUCCCUUCAGCUCUGCGAACUGCGUGGGAGGCGCCCGCCUCGCGCCACUCGGAGGCUGCGCGCGACGCCUCCUCCUGCUCAGCGCGGGAUGCGCGUUCAGCUCCUCUCAGCUCCGAGAGCCUCGCGUCUUCCUCUCCUCGCGACCAAGAGGAGGCGUGUGUGCGCGUGCAUGGGGAGUGCAUGUGAGGGAGCGUGAGCGCGCGCGCGCGCGUGUGCGUGUGUGUGAGUGUGUGUGUGUGUGUGUGUGUUUGUGCUCGCGCGGAUGCUCGGAUCGGCUCGCCUCGAGCCUCGGAGGGAGUCUGCUCGCGCGCCCUGAGGAGGACGGAGAGGAGUCCAUGGUUCACAAGUGAAGCGCAAAGCCGGUUCAGGAAGGAUUCCAUACAUACGUGAUCGGAUGUGAGUCGACUUUGACCCGUCGGAACCCGAAGAUGAAGUUGCUAUGGAAACUGCUGGUGCUGCAGUCAUUCAUGGGGUGCCUCGCAGUGGACGACGUCCCGCAGGGUCCUGUGUUCACCAAGCAGCCGGGCAGCAUUGUUUUCCCAGUGGACUCCAUGGAGAAGAGCCGAGAAGUAGUGUUCAGCUGUGAAGCACAAGGGCAGCCCCCACCUUUUUACAGGUGGAAGCUCAACGGCACCAUCAUCAGCCCUAAGCCGAGCUCACACUACAGCCUCUCCGGGGGAAACCUUCGCAUCAGCCGUCUGAAUAAAGACCAGGACUCCGGGACUUACCAGUGCCUCGCCUCCAACUCCUUCGGCACCAUCGUGAGCCGUGAGGCCAGCCUAACCUUCGCAUACUUGGAAAACUUCAAGACUCACCGGAGAAGCGCGGUGUCUGUGAGGGAAGGCCAGGGGGUGGUGCUUCUGUGUGGUCCGCCCCCUCAUUCAGGAGCAUUGACGUUCAGCUGGAUUUUUAACGAGUACCCGUCGUUCGUGAAGCAGGACGUGCGCAGGUUCGUGUCUCAGGAGACGGGGAACCUCUACAUUGCCAAGGUGGAGCCGUCUGACGUGGGCAACUACACAUGCGUCGUGACCAACACAGUCACGAAAACCCGCGUCCACGGCCCGCCCACUCCGCUCAUACUGCGCACUGACGGUGUGAUGGGGGAAUAUGAGCCAAAGAUUGAAGUGCAGUUUCCAGAGGUGGUCCAGGUGGCGAAAGGGUCGACGGUGAAACUGGAGUGCUUUGCUUUGGGCAACCCGGCUCCUUCCAUAACCUGGCGGCGGGUGGACGGCGUGCCCUUCGCUCGUAAGGUGGACAUGAGGAAGGCCAGCGGCGUCCUGGAGAUCCCGUAUUUCCAGCAGGAGGACGCGGGCACGUACGAGUGCAUCGCUGAAAACUCGAAAGGACGGAACUCUGUGCAGGGAAAGCUCUCUUUCUACGCUCCUCCGCAGCUGAUUGAAAAGCCACAGGACAUGCAGAAGGCCAUCGACGACGCUCUGGUGUGGGAGUGCACAGCCACAGGCAAACCCAAACCCUCCUACAGGUGGAUGAAAAAUGGAGAAAACCUGGAGCCCACAGAGGAGAGGGUGCAGGUGGUUAAUGGAGCCCUGUCCAUCAGCCACUUGGCGCUGGCCGAUGCUGGAAUAUACCAAUGUGUGGCCGGGAACAAAUACGGGGAGGUGUACUCCAACGCGGAGCUCAGAGUGAUCGCCGUGGCUCCAGAUUUCGGGGUGAACCUGCUGAAGCCUCACACUCUGGUGAAGGAAGGCGGUGAUGUGCUGAUCGAAUGCAGGCCCAAGAUGUCUCCCUGGGGAUUGAUCUCCUGGAGGAAAGGAAACGAGGCUCUCCGAGAGAGCGGCAGGAUCACUGUUCUGGACAGUGGGAGUCUGAGGAUCUCCAAUGCCAGUAAAUCAGAUGGCGGCGUCUACACUUGUAUGGCGCAAAACCAGUUUGGUGUAGCGAGUAGCUCCGGGACGCUCAUGGUGAAAGCCGCGACAGUCAUCACCACCGCUCCCUCCACGCUGGACGUGACGGUGGGAGAGAGCAUCGUGCUGCCCUGCCAGGUGACCCAUGACCCCACGCUGGAGCUCAAGUUCACCUGGUUCUUCAACGAGCAGCUGAUCCAUUUCGGCAGCCACGGAGGAUACUUUGAGAAAGUUGGCGGACAUUCUUCUGGUGACAUCAUGAUCCGGAACAUUCAGAUGAGGCACGCUGGGAAGUACACGUGUGCCGUGCAGACCAAAGUGGACAGCAGUUCCAUCGCCACAGACCUGAUCGUCAGAGGUCCCCCAGGCCCCCCUACCAGCAUCCAUGUGGAAGAACUCACGGACACCACAGCCACUCUCUCCUGGAAGCCUGGUCCUGAUAAUCACAGUCCAAUUACCGCCUACACCAUCCAGGCUAGAACCCCCUUCUCCCUCGGCUGGCAAGCUGUCACUACAGUGCCAGAGGAGGUGGGCGGCCGGCGUCUGACGGCUACGGUAAUCGAGCUCAGCCCCUGGGUAGAGUAUGAGUUCAGAGCGCUGGCAAGCAAUGCCCUGGGCACAGGUGAGCCCAGCAAACCAUCCAAACAAGUGAGGACAAAGGAAACACUCCCAAAGGUCACUCCAGCUAAUGUGAGCGGAGGAGGUGGAAGUCGAUCAGAGUUAGUCAUCACUUGGGAGCCUGUUCCUGAGGAGCUCCAGAACGGCCCAGGCUUCGGAUAUGUGGUGGCGUUCCGGCCUUAUGGUGCUACAGGGUGGAUGCAGGCCGCCGUGCCUUCGCCCGAUGCCUCCAAAUACGUCUUCAAGAACGAAAGCAUCCAGCCUUUCUCCAAAUUCCAGGUCAAGGUUGGCGUCUACAACAACAAGGGAGAAGGACCUUUUGGGCCUGUAGUCACCAUCUACUCUGCUGAGGAGGAGCCUGGCAGAGCACCUACGAGAGUCAGAGCCCAGAGCAUCUCAGCGUCGGAAGUGGAGGUCAUGUGGAAAGCCCUUCCGUGGAGCACGAGCAGGAGGCGUGUUCUCGGCUAUGAGUUGAGAUACUGGGAAAAGAAGGAGAAAGAGGACACUGCUAGCAUGCUGAGGACCGUUGGAAAUCGGACCACGGCCAUUAUUCAGGGGUUAAGAGGGAGCAGCACGUACUACGUAACAGUGAGGGCCUACAACACAGCCGGAACUGGGCCACCCAGCACAGCCAUCAAUGUGACCACCAAGAAGCCUCCUCCCAGCCAGCCUCCUGUCAAGGUCAUGUGGAACACGUCCAACUCCAAGAUCAUUCUGAAUUGGGAGCAAGUGAAAGCUCUGGAGAACGAAUCGGAGGUCACAGGAUAUAAGGUUUUGUACAAGCAGAACCAGCACAGUCGGCCCCGAGUCAUGGAGACCAACACCACCUCAGUGGAGCUGUCUCUGCCUCCAGACGAGGAGUACAUCAUACAGAUCAAGCCCUUCGGAGAGGGAGGAGAGGGCAGCAGCAGCAGACAAAUCACAAUCCCCAGAAUAACAGGUCCCAACGCAAUUGGAUCUGCCUCCAGCGUGUCCACUCUCUCCGCCCUCAGCACAAUAGCCCUGUCCCUCACAGCCCGGACGUCCUUAUGACAAAGCGCGGUCCAGGUGCCCCGGCUCUAGACGAGACGCUCUCUCGUUAAAAGAGGAGACUCUGAGAGAAGAGACUCGAACGGAUCAAUGAAACCACCACCUAAUCAAACCCGCUCAUAUUAUAGACGGAAAAGGUCAGGAGGACAGGUCCUGAUGAAAGAACAUACCGGAAUGAUAAAAGGGGGUUUGCGGCUCAGCUGGCUGUUCGGAACAGGAUGCCAGUUCGCUGGACUCGAAAUUGUUACCAAAGCAGAUAAUACAUUUACGAAAAAAGACAAAAAAAAAACAAACGAUAAUAUUAGAAUACGUCUUAUGCAUAUUUUGUAUGGCGUAACUAGCUUUUCAUCCUGUUUUUUGUGUUUGGGUUUGAUGCUAGCUGAUCAACUGGCCUUUGUUGUUCUGAUCCAGCUAGGGGCGUGUAGGACUUGUUGUAGAUGCAUGUCAUUUACAAUGUUUCGUAGGGGAAUGCAGGAAUCCCGAUCCUUCACCGUUUAAAAAAGCGAGAUGCAUUAGCCUUUAGCAGCGGCCGUUAAAAACAAAACCUAAAAAUAAUUUUAAAAAAAUGACGUUGAGAGUCUCCGGGACUUCUAAACGUUCACUCCGAGUGAACCCUUGCACUGAAUCAAUUUCUUUACGGGCGGAAAAGAUGAAGGAAACAUGUCGGAACGCUGAUCCGAUCCUGCUAUCUGUGAAAACUCUUGGCUAAGCAGACCUCGGCUCUACGUCCACGUGGCUCUAUCGUUUUCUCAUUCUCUGCUUCUCCGUCCCAUUCAUAGCGUGUCCAGAGCUGUUCUUCGCCUUGUGUGUGCCUCGUUCACGUGUUUUUAAGAUCCUCAGGUCCUCAAAAAAAGCCUUAACUUAUCACAUAUUUAUUAGCGCUAUCUCCGAGCGUGCUACGUAAUACAGCAAGUUGCGUAGAAGGUAGAAGGUAGAAGGCAGAAGGUAGAAGGGGCUUGAAUUUGGACGUUUGGGUUUCCAGUUUUUUGAGGGUUUUAGGCCGUCGUUCCGAGUCCAUCGCUUCUAUUUUUCCAUCCGCUCCCGUCCACAGCUUAAGGGCAAUACGGCGCGCUGAGUAGAGGGGCCAUGGACUGCAUUUAGAAACGAUAUAAUUAAUCUGCUGCUGACCUUUCUGUUCUCUUUUCUUCCAUUGCCAUGUGGGACUGGUACCUUAUAAUAGACAGCUCGUUAUCUAGUGAGGUGGAGGUUAGUCAGAUGUAGGCUACUUCAGAGGGGGGUUCUGAGUUCUGUGACUCUAAUAAAGAAAAAAAAAUGUAUAACAUGCUUCUUUUUUUGUAUACUUCAGAUAAUUUAUAUUUAACGGGAACACAAAAAAAACGACAAAAAAAAAAAAAAAACUUUCCUAGGAGCUGUUCUUGGUUUUUACCUGACGAAAAAGACAACUGUUUAAUAUCGUGGUUCAGUGUCGCUCUGCAUGUCGGUGUAUCUUCUCCAUCUCCGUUCAUUUGCUACUGACUGAAUGGCUUGUGAUCAUUGCAAGAGUGCAGAAAUACAGCUGUCCGUUUCCAGACGUUUGUGUAUAUGUGUCUGUCAUAGCCAUCGCUCUCUCUCUCUCUCUCUCUCUCUCUCUCUCUCUCUCUCGCUCUCACUCUCUCUCUCUCUAUAUAUAUAUAUCUCUGUCUCUCUGUAUCUCUCUCUGUCUCUCUAUCAGUCUGUCUUUCCCUUUACGGUGCUUUCCAACAAAGUACUCAACAUCAUCAAGAAGCCUGACCGUGAAACCAUAGAUUAUUUUGUUCUGAUGUUCUUCAUUUAUACCAGGUCAAAGAAUAAAGUUUUUAAAAACUA
Molecule: messenger RNA, 5341 nt
Organism: Pygocentrus nattereri (red-bellied piranha)
Lineage: Eukaryota; Metazoa; Chordata; Actinopteri; Characiformes; Serrasalmidae
Gene: cntn4
Product: contactin 4
Exons: 23
Coding region: 452-3538 (1028 amino acids)
Biological process (GO): cell-cell adhesion; axon guidance
Cellular component (GO): plasma membrane; axon
Molecular function (GO): protein binding
Source: RefSeq, a predicted model, not a curated record